AUGUUCUCUGUGACGCCCAGCUUUGCCUCCAACGCCAGUGCUGCUGCUGCUGCUGCGGCUGCGUUUAACCCCUACCUGGGCCCGGUGUCUCCUGGCCUGAUGCCCGCUGAGAUCAUGUCCAGCGCCCCGGUCCUGGUGACCAGUAACCCCAACGUCCCCAUGCACUCCGCUGCUGCUGCAGCCGUACAGAAAGUAAUGAGGACAGACAGACUGGAGGUGAGUUGUUCAAAUAAAUACACAGAAAGUCAUGAGGACAGACAGACUGGAGGUGAGUUGUUCAAAUAAAUACACAGAAACUCAUGAGGACAGACAGACUGGAGGUGAGUUGUUCAAAUAAAUACACAGAAAGUCAUGAGGACAGACAGACUGGAGGUGAGUUGUUCAAAUAAAUACACAGAAACUCAUGAGGACAGACAGACUGGAGGUGAGUUGUUCAAAUAAAUACACAGAAACUCAUGAGGACAGACAGACUGGAGGUGAGUUGUUCAAAUAAAUACACAGAAACUCAUGAGGACAGACAGACUGGAGGUGAGUUGUUCAAAUAAAUACACAGAAACUCAUGAGGACAGACAGACUGGAGGUGAGUUGUUCAAAUAAAUACACAGAAACUCAUGAGGACAGACAGACUGGAGGUGAGUUGUUCAAAUAAAUACACAGAAACACUGACUCAACCUGCUGCUCUUCUCUGCACCCUAUCACUUGAUUUAUCAAAACACAACUCACAUGGUUUCACAAGUCUACAGUCACUGUUUUACAGUGCAAGGACGGCAACUAG
Molecule: messenger RNA, 775 nt
Organism: Coregonus sp. 'balchen'
Lineage: Eukaryota; Metazoa; Chordata; Actinopteri; Salmoniformes; Salmonidae
Source: the annotation of a GenBank genome assembly